AUGACAUCCUUGCUUAACAAAAUCCCACAAGGAGGAUGGGUACCAUUUGUUAUCUCAGUUUUCUUCCUAGUAGUCAUGCUAUCUUGGACCUAUGGAAGGAGCAAGAAGAGUAUGUAUGAGGCAGAGAAGAAAAUGAGUUUAGUUGAACUGAACCAAAUGAUGUCAAGAGGGGACGUUUAUCGCCCACUGGGACUUUGCUUCUUCUGCACAGACCUUGUCAACGGAAUCCCACCAAUCAUCCGCCAUUACAUUCAGCACACAAACUCAGUUCACGAAAUCAUGGUGAUCAUCACGAUGAGAACACUCCCAAUCAAAACUGUCCUCCCAGAGGAACGGUUGGUGGUUGGGAAACUGGGACUUGGAGUUUACAGGUGUCUGGUUCAGUUUGGUUACAAAGACUCACCAAGCAUGAAUGGAGACGACUUUGUUGCUUCGGUGGUGGGAAGACUCCGCGAGCUUGCCGAGACUGCUGGAGAAAAGCAAGAAUUGGAAUCGGCUGCAGAGAAAGGAGCUGUGUUCGUGAUAGGCCGGACCAUUCUCAAAUCAAACAAGGACAACAGUUGGUUUUCUCGCUUCAUCAUAGAUCACUUAUACAGAUUCCUUCAAAAGAACAGCAGGGCUGCAAUUUCAACACUUCAAGUAGUCCCACCAGAAAAUACUUUGCAAAUCGGGAUGCUUUACGAAAUCUAG
Molecule: messenger RNA, 690 nt
Organism: Camellia sinensis
Lineage: Eukaryota; Viridiplantae; Streptophyta; Magnoliopsida; Ericales; Theaceae
Source: RefSeq, a predicted model, not a curated record